AAAUAAGACAUUAAUUUUUUUUAAUAAAUAAAAAAAUUUGUGGAUGUUAGUGCUGUGAGAAAAAAGGUUGUCGACGACUUUUUUUUUUAAAGAAAAUCCGAAUUAUUAUGUUUUUCAUUUGUUUGUGUCAGUGAAAAAUGCUUCAGCCCAGAUUAUCCGGAUGUGGUAGUGCGAAAAUGGGGGGUAAAAGGAACUGUGUCAGCUUUGGAUGGAGCUUUGUGUUCGCUGUCGUUUUAGCAUCCACUCUUGUCUCGUGUCAAGAUUUAAAUAAUGAAGAUACUAUAGAAGCAUCAAGAAUAAAAAGGGAGGGUGUCCCGGAAAAUAGGGCUUUCAAUACAAACGGUAUUGUAUACGAUAAUACACCUUGGAGACCAGGCAGAGACAUGGAUCACAUCAGUCGGCCUAUACUCGAGGAGGAUGACAGAAAAAUGAAGAAUCUGGCAACCAGGAUCAUGUCCAACGGCGUGGAAGUACUGGUAAAAGACAAAAAUUCUGAUGGGAAACAGGAGCAGACUAAAUACAUGGAAGUGAAGACAAUUCAACCAACAGCUCCAAGUAACAUAUAUCCAAGUAAUUUUCCUAAAAUUGAUAAAAGAAUAGAUACCGAAACUGAAAAUAAUUUUGAUAUAAUACAACCGUCAGAAAUUGGUCAUAUUUCAUGCACAACUUGUUCUUGUUCGAAUACUAAGACAGAAGGAUUAAAAACUAAAUAUACCCAUAUCGAUGGAAUUUUACCAAGUAGUUCUAAAUUUGGAAUAAAAACAUCUAAAUAUGGGGCUACAAAAAUAGAUUUCAGACCAACAAAUAAGGAAUCUCUUAAUGUAAAAACUCAAUAUGGUCCUUAUGAAUUCGAAAGCAGUUCACAUUUGGCACCGACAGACAGAAUCGUUGAAAAAUAUACUGAAGUCAUUAAUGAUUAUUCAGAAGAAAAAGAUACAAGUUCUAUAGAGGAAAGUGAGUUAUUGACAAAUGAGCAAGCUCCUGCACCGCCUAAAAAUAAAGUCGUAAAUAAAAAUCAUGACAAAAUUAAACCGGACAAGCCUCAAAAACCGAACAAAAAUAAAUUUGUUGUUGCAGAUUUAUUAAAAUUAGGAUCCUUAGGUAUCAAAGGUCUAUCACAGUUAGCGCCAGUUAUAGAAAAAAUGACAGGUGGUUUUAUAAAACGUCAAGAGAUAAAUAAAACCACGACUACAACAGUUAAACCAGUAGAAAAAUUAACCGCUUAUAACGUUAACAAACGAGUAGACAGCGAUGUUGAAUUUAAACAGAACGAUUUUCCUAUAUACAUCCCAGUGGAUGAAUUGGAAACUUCAGAAUCACAAGUAAUUUUCUCAAAUGCAACAUUACAUCAGAAUUUGGCGUGGGCUACAGAACACAAGCAACCUAAAUCGCACAUCGUCCCACCUAAAAUUAUUCAUGAAAGCCCUCUUGUCAAUGGCGGCAUACCCAUUAGCCCUGGUGAAAUAAUUACAGCUCAUUCAGAUGUAAUAGUAGGAAAGCCAGCAGUAGGCGGGCCGUUAACCUUGGCUGCCAGUGGAAUUAAAUUACACAAUCCUGUUCAUCCACCACCUAUUGACAGUUUUGUAGCAGGUAAUGAAGAGUACUUAAUUAAAGAGAGGCCAAAUAGUGAACAAGCUUCAUUAACUACUAAAGUAGACGAUUCUUUUGAUUUGAGGCCACCAGAUCUACCAAAAAUUAAAUCUAAACCAAACAGAAAUAUUUUUCGUCAACCUCAGUCACCUAUUAGUCAUCAUAGUUCUCAAGUUCAGACUAAAAUACCAAUUCACAUACCCCAAAAUGUACAUCUACCAGAUAAUAUAAUGAAAACAGAACACAUAAAAACUACAAAUACUAUAUUAGGAAAUCAUGGCAGGCCCGCAUUCCUUGAUUACAUUCCUUCACUAGGAAAUCCUAAUAAGGGGUCACUAAACCAACAUACUGAUUUUAUAUCCCAAAAAGAGAAUAAAGAUAAGGAUAUAUUUGAUAAUAGUCCAAGUUCAUCUGAAAUAAUUAAUACAAGAGUAAAAACAGAUGGCGAAUAUGCUGUAUCUCCUAGUUCCGACUCCGGUAAGCCAUUUUUAGUGGAUAUUCAACCUUCAAGGGUAGCCAAUGUUUUAAUACCUCAUGGAAGCUCAACCGCGCUAGUAUUUGCCGGCUCUUCAGAACCACAUAAAACAGGAGAUUAUGUUGAUGAUCCUUUACCUUAUCCAGAACCUGGUUAUUUUGGAAGUUUUAGCAUAGAUGCACCGCAAAUGACUAAUGUACAUAAUGUUGCACCGAAUAAUAAUAAACAAUUCAUUACGAAUACAAAUAUACGAUAUCCUUUGGAAUCUUAUAAGCCUAGUAUUCCACCGUUCCAUAAAGAACAACCAUUCAGAAAUGAUUUAAAGUCAAAAUGGCGGGACGAGAAUCGUCCUAUUAAUGUAAACAAAAUUCCACCUCCAACUAGCAAUCAAGAAGCUCAUGUUCAAUUUGGACCACAAAUAACGUCGUACGAUCCUGAUAUUUACAAUCCAAUAAAUGGAGAAUUUGAAAAAUAUAACCAUCAUAAAGGAAACGAUAAAAUUAAAGAUGGCAAAGAAAUCAUAGAUAAAGAAUAUGAAAAUUAUUUGGCAGUACCACCUCCACCUCCAAAAUUACAUUCAAACCAGGAAAAUAUAUAUAAUAAUAAUAAACCUUAUAACCAGCGACCUAUAGUACAUACCAAGCCAGUACAAGAUAUGAAAGUAUUUUUCAAUAUACAGCACCCAAUACCGAAAAUAACACCAGAACAACAGCCACCCAAAGUAACAUCUGAGAUAUACUUCGCAGCUCAAGCACCAAACAGCAAACCAACCCCGACAUAUACAAUACAUAUACCACCUCCACGGCCAGCGCAUGAGAAUCCUUAUAAAAAUAAUAUACCUAUAAACAAUGUUCAAGGAGAAAAACAUACAGACACCAACACAGGAGAAGUUCAUAAUUCUUAUUCAGUUAUUCCAAAUCCAAAUAGUGAAAAUAAAUCGAUAAUAACAAAUAAUUUAUAUAAAACGGAUGCAUCUUAUACUGUUACUCUUAAUACCGCAACUAAUAUAGCAAAUAAUGUAAACGAAGGACAAGUCAUUGGGUCAAGUGUCCCAGUUGCCAUUGGUUCUUUAUCUAAUACUGAUAUUGCAGAUACUAAUAUACCAAUCGGAACUAAUUUUGCAAUUACAGUGGAAGAUGUACCUUCCGAAGGUUAUAGUUUGCAAGAAAAUAAAAAACCUGAAAUUGUUUAUGACAAGCGUCCCCAUAUACCCAUAGAACUUUCAAGUGGAGAUAAUAGAUGGAAUAUCAGUACAGUUGGCAAAAAUGGACUAAAACAACAAAGUAAUAAUUUAGGAAUUUACAAACUAAACAAUAAUGUUGCAAAACCGUCUCAAAACAUAGUGCCAUCUUUUGAGCCGUCUCUUAAUAGCCAUGCUAAUUUCCCGAUGAUAAACGAAUAUACAACUGUAGCGAAUAUAUACAAUGGCGAGAAGAUAGUAACUGAAUAUUCAGUUAAUACUCUAAUCUCGGAUCAACGACGUCCAGCAAAACUUAUUCCGAAUGUACCAACCAAUUCUCAUGGAUGGUAUUCUAGUGCUGUUCACAAUAAUAACGUUAUAAAUAAAAAUAACAUCAAUAGCGAAGUAACAACAAGAAAAAUAAUUCCUCUAUCAAAUAAUGUUAAUACUGAUAGUAGGCCAGAAUUUGGUCAAAAAAUAUCAAGUGUAGGAAAACCGCCUGGUUAUUGGUCUCAAGAUACAUCAGCUUCACUUUCAAAUUUCAAUAUAGGUAAACCAUUUACCAAAACUGAAACUGAGGGACCAUUUUAUGGAACACCUAUACCUACUACUUCUAAUCCUUAUAAAUAUCCAAACUUUAUACCGUCAAAUUUAGAUAAUAUUAAACAACCUGCAUACGAUAUACCUAUAAGAGAUAAUAGUGACGAAACGACAACAAUUAAAAUCAAAACUACUACUACAAAAUCAAAUCCAGUAUAUGAGAAUUCUGAUGAAAUCUAUGACGGUGAAGAGGAAUCUGAUAAUAUUGGUGAUUUUGAAGGUGAAAUUAGUUUAGAAUCAAUGAAAGUGCCUAUUGUAAGCUCAUCAAGUGAAAUAAAUAAUGUAUCUACAUCUACAACUGACAUCACAUUAUUACAACAUGAAGUUUUUGAACAACCAAAAGACACUAAAGAGAAACAUGUACAAUUUGUAGAUUUUAAUCCAGGUACACAAACAGAAAAGCCGUUCAAGAACAAUAGUAAUAUAAACACUUUCCAAUCAAAUACUAUAAAGCCUAUAACUGUUUAUGAUGACAGUUCUUAUAUGAAACCUAAACCAUUUACAAUAAACACAAUGUCGACAUUAGAUCAUCAAUUACAACAACCACACUGGCAAAUCAAUCAAUUAAUGGAGAAUGCUACUAAUAUAUCAUAUGAAGACAAUUUUGAUUUAAAUAUGGGCGAAGAAAUUACUAAUGUAUUUAACCGACCAUCUUCAACACACAAACCACUAUAUCAUCACACACAUCCUGACAAUAAAUAUAAAAAACCAAUAAGAACCAGCUUUACACGUCCAAAUACAACGCGUAUAGCAAAUGAAUCCAACAUUAUUACAUCUACAGUUCAAAUUAAAGACAAAAAGCCAUUAAUUGUUGAGAAAAUUCAUGAAAAAACAACCUUACCGUCAUUUACAGUGCCGGAAAGUUUGAAAGUAAAUAAGACAUCGAAUGAAAUAAUCGAUUUGUCACCACCGCCCCCAACUAUGGAUUACAAUUUUAGACCUUCUACAAAUGAUGAAUUGAUUAUGGGUAUGAGCCCCCCACCGCCAAGAAUACCAUCUGUGAUUAGACCACCUACUAGAAUGCCUUCAACUUCGAGGCCUAUUAUUCCUAAUCGUACACCACCACCGUAUAGAAAUAAGCCUCAGAGAACUUUGCCUCCCAGAAUACCAACACAAAAACCAACAAGAAAACCAAUACAUAGAGAUGAAAUUUCUACAUAUAGACCAGCGUUUGAUAUUCUCAACAAUGUCCGUCGACCAAUAUUCAGCCACGAUCAACCAUCAUCCCAAUUAUUACCACCACCAAGAGAAACUCCUGCAAAGACCAGCAAUACCAUAAGUGAAAUUAUAGAUCCUCCUAACACAUCAAAUGUAGUAUUUCCGACGCCUAUUUCUUCAGGUUGGUUAACAUCAUCUGGUGUAGACUUUUCUUCAAGCUUUAAUUUUGCACCCACUUCUAUUCAAUUCCCUGCUAUCAAAGAAACAAUGAAGGUAGCAGAUGUGUCAGACGUAUCUUUCACGAAAGAUGAACAUUCAUUUGAAAGUGAAUUAACGUCAUUUGAACAUAUUGAUAAAAGUUCAGAAAAGCCGGCUACAGAGCAUAGCCUAUCCACUUCUAAUGAUCAUAAUACAGAAUUUACUACUCAAAUAUCAACGAGCUCUGAACAAAGUAUCGAUUCUAUUGGUAAUGAAUCGAGCCAAGAAGACUCAUCUACUAAUAAAGUAAUAAUCAUGCCAUUAGGAAACAGAAACAGAACUCGUAAGCCAUACCCAGUACGGCAUAGUGAUAAAAAAUCUACUACUACAAGUAUCUACAGGAUAUCUUCUAAACCAACAAUAAACAUAAUUAAGCCUACAAGAACAUUUUCACGUCCAGAAAUUUUAUAUCCAACAAGACAGUCCUCUGUGAAAAAAGUUACAAGACCAGUAAUACCUUCAAGAUUGCCUACAUCAUCUAUUAGUAUUAUAGAGAGUUCUGAAUCUACAAUUGAUGAUGAUUUUAUAACACCAACAGAAGUUCUUAAGGAUAGUACUUUACCAACGACGUCAUUAGUCCAAGAAACUGAUUUAUCAAACAAAGCAAGUGAAUUACCAGGUACGAAAGAUACUUUAGGCCAAAUAUUAUCAAGUGUAAAACCAACACAUCAUGCCGGAAAUGAGAUAAAAAUUUCGGAUGAAAUCAUACCAACUAAAACAGAAUUUAAAACAACAGUUAUCACUCUUACGAAAACCUUAUCCGAACCACCUAGAACAGUGUCAAGUAUAGGUUACGUAAACCUAACCCAUACUUUGACGGUUACUCACACAAAGACUAGUCUUGUAAGCCUCUCAGAGGGAGCAGUAACACAGACACUGGUUUUAACUAAUACUCAGACAUCUACAAUAGUUGAUGUUGUUACUGAAGUUCAUACUCAAGUGCAGCCGACUACUAUCAUUGAAACUGUAACUAAACAUAUACCUGUGUUGGUUGAACCUACUUCUGUUCUAGAAACCAAUACAAAUACUAAAUUGCCUUUGGAUGAUAUAACUAUGUCUUCAGAAGAAAAUGACAAUCUCAUAAUUAAAGACCUUGGUACGACAGAAAAUGUACAAAAAAUAGAUGCUGAAUCCGAGGGAGAUAAUGAUACCUUCUUCGUCGUCAUGAAUAAAUCUCAAAAUGGCGGUCACUCUCCCCCAAUUAGUAAUGAUGUAGAUACUGGAGAUUAUGAUGGAAUUACUAGAAAUGAGCAAGUAAAUAGCAACGGUGUGUCUCAGGUGCUGUUUGGUGAAAUACUUCUGGCAGGAACACCAUACUUAGAAACAUCAAAUGUGAAUCCACCUGCCUUCGGCAAGGAAUGUCAGCCAGACUGCAAAGCGUCAAGAAAUGAACGUUGUCAGCGAAUUGAUGGAAUCAUGAAAUGUGUAUGCAGACCUGGAUUUGCCAGGAUGUUCCCUGAUAGACCAUGUAAACCUACAUAUACAUAUUCAGUGAAGUUGGCUCUAGGAUCGCAAGGCAACAAAAGACUUACAUUCCAUCAAAGUCUAUCCGAUAACUCCAGUAAACAAUACCACGCGUUAGCUGUUGCAACUCACGAAGGAAUCAACAGGAUGGUGAUGCAAUCGGAUCUCAGGGAUGUAUUCCAUGGUGUUCAUAUCACAGGCUUCUCUCCUGUGCAGAUGAAGGCAGAAACCGGAGAUAUAUAUCAAGGAGUUAUGAACGACUUCUAUGUACAGCUCUCAGACAACGCUCACGAAAGUCGCCUGAAAGAGGUCAUCGAGAAGUACCUAAGGAAUAACAACUACAGCUUGGGUGGUACUGAUGUCCACGCCGCCGGGGAAUUGGUAGACAGGCUGGAUGUCAGUGAUUUUGAUGAAUGUGUUAGUGGUCAAUUCCACGACUGUUCCGAGCAUGCUCAGUGCUUCAAUCUCCGUGGUACAUACACUUGCAGCUGUCUGGAAGGUUAUGCAGAUCUUAGCGUGAACACAUUAUAUCCUGGAAGGAUUUGUUCUGCGGAACCAGUUGGCUGCGAGCGUUGCAAUUAUCACGGUGCCUGCUACUCGCGUGAUGACAGACGGGUCAUAUGUGAAUGCUUCCAGUGGUAUGCUGGAAGUUCUUGUCAAAUAAACCUUAAAGUGGUGCUGAUCUCCCUGGUGGUGGCUGGAGCGGUGCUGUCGGUGGUGCUGGCGGUCUGCGCGGUGGUGGCCUGCUCCAAGCGACCACGACCCGAGCAGCGCUCCAUUGUUGCUUGUAUACAGAAUAUGCCCAGUUUACACCAGGGGGCAAUGCCUUCAAAGCAACGUGCGGACCGUCGCGCUCUAAUCAGUGAACGAGGAGAAACGGGGGAUUCUUCUAGUAUACAAAAUGUUUCUCUACCUUAUAUGCCAGUCAAGCGUCCCUCAUCCAGUAAGAAAUGCAUAAUGUCUGAACCACCAGCUCAUGACCCCCCGCCGCCCCCCGCACCAGCUGUUAUGAUUCCCAGGGCUCGGCUACAUGCACACCACGACAGUCGCGAGAACAUAUCUAGGAAGAAGAGUUUAGAACUGAGUAACGAAGCUAAACUCAUCAGUUAUUUGGAAUCAGGAGCAGUUAACCCUUCUAAUGAUGAGAUGAGAAGAAAACACAGCGUGGAGAGUUCAUACAGUGGCAAUAAGGACAGACACAACAAACAAGGUGCAUUAGUAUCGGCUGGUUUUAAGGUAUCAACAACCAUUAGACCAGACGAGAGCAUGAUGAAGGAGGAGAGGGAUGAUAUAUCAUCAAUCCACAAAGCGGAUCUAGAGACGGAGUUGUCAAGGUUCGGUACCCUUAGGAAGUCUUAUAGUCAAGAAGACAUCAUGUCUGAAUGGACAGACGCUGAAAGACGCAUCGGAGAACUGACAUUGUCGGAGGCGCGGUCCAUCGGAGGCACCCUGCCGGCAAGCACCGGUAGAGCUGCCUCUUCCACACGACUCACUCAUCAGGAGGCAAACACAAUGGCAGAACGCGACCUCGGCUCUACCUUCCUCUUGCCGCACGUGCACCUCUAUAAACCGGAUCUUACGAGCGAUGUAUCAGAGUUUGACUCCCUGUGAAGACAGCCAACUUUCAGUCAUAUGUUAGAGUAAUAAGUAUUAUUUUUGCUAAUCAAAUUCUUUAUUUUUUUUUAUAUACCACAUGCGGUGUUACUUUUACCACCAAAGCGAAGACUCUUUAUUAUUUAUUCAAUUAUAUGCUUUGAAAUUGAUUGUAAAUUUAUGCACGAGAAACGAAAUUAAAAAAUUAAAAUGCCAUAGUAAAUGUAAGCAUAGCUAGUUUGUAAGAUGCAAAAUGAAAAUAAUUUGAAUGAGAAAUCAUAUAAUAAAUGUAUAUUUUUGUUAGUUAUUGCUAUAUUUAUAAAAAAAAUGAUUUCUUAUUUGAAGAGUUUUCAUUAUUUUUUUUUAUUUUUUAUGAUUUUACGACAUUGUGCGUUGUGCCAAGUUCUACGGUUUGGAGUUACAGCUUUUUUUAGUAUACUAAAAGACUCGUGUGCAAAUAAAGUGUUAAUCAUAUACAAAAUAAAUCAAUAUCUCGAAAUUAUUUAAAUAUUAAAUUAAUGGUAUGA
This is a messenger RNA of Achroia grisella, 8845 nucleotides long. RefSeq names its product mucin-2. Bases 138 to 8336 code for a protein of 2732 amino acids. Lineage: Eukaryota; Metazoa; Arthropoda; Insecta; Lepidoptera; Pyralidae. Gene Ontology annotation, molecular function: calcium ion binding. The transcript has 19 exons. The record is from RefSeq and is a predicted model, not a curated record.